GAGAGCGAGCGCGGUGGCAGGGGGGCCAACUGCUUCACACUUUCAACACUGCACUGAAGAGGGAGAGAGAGACUGGAGACGCACAGAUUCCCCCCAAGAUCUCCCAGAGCUACCGUCCCACAGAUUAUAGAACAGGACCCCAAAAAUCGAAACAGAGGAAAACGGACAGCGGUUGAACAUGGACGAAGGAAUUCCACAUUUGCAAGAGAGACAGUUACUGGAACAUAGAGAUUUUAUGGGACUGGACUAUUCCUCUUUGUAUAUGUGUAAACCCAAAAGGAGCAUGAAGCGAGACGAUAGCAAGGAUACCUAUAAAUUACCGCAUAGAUUAAUAGAAAAGAAAAGAAGAGACCGAAUUAAUGAAUGCAUUGCUCAGCUGAAAGAUUUACUGCCUGAACAUCUGAAGUUGACAACUCUGGGGCAUCUGGAGAAAGCGGUAGUCUUGGAAUUAACUUUGAAACACUUAAAAGCUUUAACAGCCUUAACCGAGCAGCAGCAUCAGAAGAUAAUUGCUUUACAGAAUGGGGAGCGAUCUCUGAAAUCGCCCAUUCAGUCCGACUUGGAUGCGUUCCACUCGGGAUUUCAAACAUGCGCCAAAGAAGUCUUGCAAUACCUCUCCCGGUUUGAGAGCUGGACGCCCAGGGAGCCGCGGUGUGUCCAGCUGAUCAACCACUUGCACGCCGUGGCCACCCAGUUCUUGCCCACCCCCCAGCUGUUGACUCAACAGGUCCCUCUGAGCAAAGGCACCGGUGCGUCCUCGGCCGCCGCCCCCGCCGGGGCCAAGGCCGCCCCCUGCCUGGAGCGCGCGGCGCAGAAGCUGGAGCCCCUUGCCCACUGCGUGCCGGUCAUCCAGCGGACUCAGCCUAGCGCCGAGCUCGCGGCCGAGAACGACACGGACACCGACAGCGGCUACGGCGGCGAGGCCGAGGCUCGGCCGGACCGCGAGAAGGAUUUCAUCUUCGGGUUCCUCAUGGUCUCCCUCUUUGUGGUCUCUUCUGUCAGCCUUGUAAAUGCCGACGUCUCUCCAGCUCCUGUCGCUUGA
Messenger RNA from Miniopterus natalensis, 1042 nucleotides. It is a transcript of the gene BHLHE41, whose product is annotated as basic helix-loop-helix family member e41. The record is from RefSeq and is a predicted model, not a curated record. Lineage: Eukaryota; Metazoa; Chordata; Mammalia; Chiroptera; Miniopteridae. Gene Ontology annotation, biological process: regulation of DNA-templated transcription. Gene Ontology annotation, molecular function: protein dimerization activity; DNA binding.